Messenger RNA from Doryrhamphus excisus (bluestripe pipefish), 434 nucleotides. NCBI's taxonomy places the organism in Eukaryota, Metazoa, Chordata, Actinopteri, Syngnathiformes, Syngnathidae. The record is from RefSeq and is a predicted model, not a curated record.
UGUCUCCAACGGGACCCUCAAAUCAGACCAAAGAUCCCAGGACGCCAGGUUUGGCUACGCAAUGGCCGCCGCUCCGGACCUCAACCACGACGGAUUCACCGACCUGCUAGUGGGCGCCCCUUUGGAGGACGAGCACCGGGGGGCGGUUUACGUGUACCACGGCCAAAGCAUUUACAUCAUCCACAACUUCAAGCAGCGUAUCCCAGGGAUGUCCGUCUCCCCGUCCCUGCAGUACUUUGGCCGCAGCGUGAGCGCCAGGUUGGACUUGGACGGAGAUGGGUUGAUUGACUUGGCGGUCGGAGCCCACGGUAGCGCCGUGCUGCUCAGGUGAGACGGUUUGGAUCCUUCCAUUCUGUUUGAGGGGGUCUCUCUUAGUCUUAAAUAAAACCUGGAGAUCUGUCAGCCACAGAAGAAGUCCACAAGUGGACCAUAAU